Messenger RNA from Eruca vesicaria subsp. sativa (arugula), 783 nucleotides. Lineage: Eukaryota; Viridiplantae; Streptophyta; Magnoliopsida; Brassicales; Brassicaceae. The record is from the annotation of a GenBank genome assembly.
AUGAUAAUUAUUGUCGUAGAUGCAAUAAUCGAUGAAAAGAAACUGGGAGAGGCAAAUGAUGAAUUUGAUGCCGUUGAAAUCAACUGCUUGGGAUAUGGUUUCAGGGAUUAUGAAAAUGCCGAAAGUAAAAGACAGAAAGGAGUUGAGGAAUUCUACAAGAUGCAACACAUUCACCAGACAUUUGAUUUUGUGAAACAAAUGAGGGAAGAGUACAAAAAAAUGGAAAAGAUGGAGAUGAGCGUGUGGGAAUGCUGUGAACUUCUCAACAGUGUCGUUGAUGACAGCGAUCCUGAUUUGGACGAGCCACAGAUUCAACACCUUCUCCAAUCUGCUGAGGCUAUCCGUAAGGAUUACCCAGACGAGGACUGGCUUCAUCUAACGGCACUGAUUCAUGAUCUUGGAAAAGUCCUCCUGCUACCAGAAUUUGGGGGUCUUCCCCAAUGGGCUGUCGUUGGCGAUACGUUUCCCGUUGGCUGCGCCUUCGACGACGCAAAUGUUCACCACAAGUAUUUCAAGGACAACCCGGAUCAUAGAAACUCAAAGUACAAUACAAAACAUGGAAUCUACGAUGAAGGCUGUGGACUGGAAAAUGUAUUUAUGUCUUGGGGACAUGAUGACUACAUGUUCAUGGUGGCCAAGGCGAAUGGCACGACUUUGCCUAAGGCUGCCUUAUUCAUCGUUCGCUACCACUCGUUCUAUCCCCUACACAAGGAGGGGGCCUACACCCACCUGAUGAACGACGAAGACCGAGAGGGUCUCAAGUGGCUUCAGAUAUUCAAGUAA